Molecule: messenger RNA, 5905 nt
Organism: Trichomycterus rosablanca
Lineage: Eukaryota; Metazoa; Chordata; Actinopteri; Siluriformes; Trichomycteridae
Product: collagen alpha-1(XIX) chain
Exons: 55
Coding region: 94-3510 (1138 amino acids)
Source: RefSeq, a predicted model, not a curated record
GGUUAUGCUCGCGGUGCUGCGUGACUCCGGAGCGAAGCGCUUCGUCCGAACUCUCUCAGAACACGCCUCCUCUCACACGUGCACAGAGAAGCCAUGAGUCCCCGGAGGAGACCGACCGUGUUCCUCUUCUGGCUGGUGAGCGCCAUUCCUCUGGCGGCUGGCAUGGCGGUGAACGACAGGACAGAUCAUUCCUGUCCUGCACUGAAACUGGAGGAACGGUGGCAUUCCAACGCGAGCGACCACCGCGAAUAUACAGGAUUCGAUUUGGCAGAGAAGUUCUUGCUGCGUAAGGUGGCGCUGACGGACGACCGGCCCGUCCUCAGACCGGGCAGCAAACCCCUGAUCAAAGCCACUGAGUUGGUGUUUCCUGGUGGACUUCCCCACGAAUUCUUCCUGGUGACUACGUUCCGUCUACGGAAGACCACCAAGAAGGAUCGCUGGUUCCUCUGGCAGAUGCUCGACCAAGCCGGAGAAUCGCAAGUAUCGCUGGUCGUGGACGGAGCCAAGAAGCUGAUCGAGUUCUCAGCUCUGGGAAGGUUGAAGAACAACCUUCAGUAUGAGUUCAGAUCCCGGGACCUGCACGUGCUGUUCGACCGGCAGUGGCACAGGCUCGGGGUGUCUGUCCGGAGCGCCUCCGUGGGCGUCUACGUGGACUGCCGUCUGAUCGAGCGUCGGCCGAUCGGAGACCGGGGCGGAGUGGACGCGAGCGGGCGCACCCGGAUUACCGCCAGGGCAGAGGAUGGCCGACCGGUGGACAUUGAGCUUCAGGAAGUUCUGAUGUUUUGUGACCCCAGUCUGGCAGAAGAAACCACCUGCUGCGACACACCUGGAGCCAAAUGUGAGACCGGAGAAGCCGGCGUCCCCACAGCCGCCUCGCUGGUCACCACCUUCCUCCAUCGAGUGCUCUCCCGGCCAGCCCAGCCACCCACGGAUAAGUGUCAGUGUCGGGGCGAGAAGGGGGAACCAGGUCCGCAGGGGGCGACCGGACUUACCGGACAAAAGGGAGACAAAGGAGAGCAGGGAGACGAGGGCAUUGCCGGGUCGCCUGGUUCGGACGGUCAACCGGGAACCAAGGGUGAACCCGGGUCAGCUGGAGAGAGGGGUCUCGCAGGGGGAACGGGGGAGAAGGGAGCUGCUGGAGAGCCCGGUCCCACGGGAACGCCAGGACUCGAUGGACUGAAAGGUGACCCCGGGCGUGAGGGCCAACCUGGUCCCAGGGGCGAUAAAGGAGAUCCGGGUCCUCCAGGCCUUCCCGUUAAAGGUCAGAAGGGAGAACAGGGACCCCCGGGUACCGCCGGAGAAAAGGGAGAAGCUGGUUCGCUGGGUCAGCUGGGGGCCCCAGGGGCCCCGGGGGGCGAGGGCAAGAGGGGUCGCCGGGGAAAACCAGGACAGCCUGGAUCUCUGGGACCACCGGGACCUCCUGGUACAUCUGAAGGUGGAGCCACCAAGGGGCAGAAAGGAGACCCGGGUGUGAUCGGAGUGACCGGACCGAAAGGUGACAAAGGAGAUGACGGUCAGUCCGGUCAAGAGGGAGCCCCUGGACCCAAAGGAGACAAGGGUGAUGUCGGCCCCCGAGGACCCCCAGGCCCGGUGAUGACCGCUCAGGGACUCCGACAGAUCUCCGGACCUGGUGAAACGGGCGAGAAAGGAGAUAAAGGAGAGCAGGGUGAAAACGGUCUGCAAGGCAUCCAGGGGAACGACGGAGCACCAGGUCCACAGGGCGAAGACGGGCCACCAGGUCCUGCUGGCCUUUCUGGUCUUUCUGGUGACAAGGGCUCAGUCGGAAACUCAGGAACACCGGGAAGAGACGGGACAAAAGGACAGAAGGGGGAUUCCAGCAGUGUCCCAGGGCCACAGGGUCCCCCGGGUCCCAAAGGAGAACCUGGAGAGCUCGGAGUCGAAGCACUUGGUCAAACCGGGGGCGCCGUUCCUGGACCGAGAGGAUCCCGAGGGCCAAAGGGUGAAAGGGGAGUCCCGGGGUUGCCCGGAGAACCAGGAGAGAAAGGAGACCCUGGUGUUGGAAUGACCGGCCCUCCCGGCAUGAUGGGACCCAAGGGGGAGCCAGGAGAAGAGGGUCCUCAUGGUCCGCUGGGUUCACCAGGUCCACCGGGAGCCCCAGGAAUCCAGGGAACUCCGGGACGCGAAGGCAGACCCGGACCCCCUGGUAAACCGACCGCCCUGCCGAUCGUUGGAGAUGUGAGCGCCUUGCUGAAGAACGCCUGCAGCGUGUGCCAGGCCAAGGUACCCGGAAUUCCAGGGCAGAAAGGAGAGCAGGGGGUGCCAGGCGCUCCUGGUUUUGAAGGCAUGAUGGGAGAGAAAGGCGAUCAGGGUCUAAGAGGUCCAGUCGGUCACCCCGGAAAGGAGGGCCCUAAGGGCGUGAAAGGAGAGAGGGGGUUUCCCGGCCCGAUCGGCGACAAGGGUGACGAGGGUCUUCCCGGGGGACCAGGACACCCUGGAGUACCGGGUCGAUCUGGAGAACCGGGAUCCAUUGGGAGACCCGGACUUCCCGGUGUACCAGGACCCAAGGGAGAACAGGGCGGUGAGGGACCACCAGGCAGGCCGGGACUUCCUGGACCUCCGGGUGUUCCCUACGUGGAGGGGAAUGGAAUGAGCAGCCUGUACAAGCUUCAGAAUGGAGAAGUGUUGCAGAUCCCUGGACCACCGGGACCUCAGGGGCCCAAAGGAGACGAAGGGAAACUAGGUGACCCGGGGCAGAUGGGGUUGCCCGGCUUGGAAGGACUUCCAGGAGCUAAAGGAGACCCUGGAUUACCGGGCCCACCUGGAAUUCAAGGUCCUACGGGAAGGCCCGGUGCCCGCGGUGAGCUGGGAACCCCAGGAGAACCGGGGGAGCGAGGACCUGUCGGAGAGACGGGCUUCCCCGGACCCGAGGGACCUCCUGGCGGGCCUGGCAGAGCGGGAAAAGAUGGGAUCCCCGGUAACGAGGGACACAAAGGCAAGACGGGUGACCGAGGUUCCAAAGGAGAGCGGGGUGACCCGGGGAUCCCCGGAGAGCGAGGGGUUCAGGGGGAAAGGGGACGACCCGGAGACGUAGGCCCCGCCGGACCCCAAGGCGUUCCUGGAGAGCCGGGUGUAGCGGGCGCUUGGGGAGCUCUGAGUGAUUUCAGAGCCCUGGAGGAAAUGAGAACGUUCAUCCAGAAUGAAGUACUACGUGUGCUGGAAGACAAAUUAUUAAGCUACGCUACGCUACAGAAGAUGCCGGCAGCCAUAUUGGCCACACACGGUCGACAGGGUCCCCCUGGACCCCCUGGGAACGACGGCUCCCCGGGAACCUCUGGAGAGCCAGGAUCUCCAGGCCCUCCAGGUUACCGGGGACAGAAGGGGGAGAGGGGUCAGAUAGGCUUGGGGAUUCCGGGACCACCAGGCCCUACGGGACCACCAGGUCAACCCGGAAUAGGACUUCCAGGCCCCCCCGGACCUCAAGGCCAACACGGAAGAUGCAACCCAACCGAUUGUCACCACACCCUCCCCCGUGCAGCCCGGGAUGUUUAGAGUUCCUUCUGGAUCCUACAAUUUUCUUUCUUUUUUACUACGAAACCAAGUGCAGCCGAGUUACACGGGACAAGACGAACGGCCACCAGAGUUUUGCCAGAUCCUCGAUAGUACCGUUCUGCAACACCACAUUUCCGCAAGGUGCCAUCAUACUGUAAUAUACUGUAUUUACCUAAAUUAGUUGUAUGCGAAUGUCUGGGCAUCCCUGGAGAAACGUAGGACGCUCGGGUGGCACAGUGCCCACCAGUGCUGACAUUUCGAACUCGGCUAGGUGUCUACCCGAACAAUUUUUGGCAUGUUCGACCUCCGGAUUUCUGGUUCCACACAUAGAUGGCGCCACACAUAGACGGAAGGCUGGAUGGGGAUUCACUCCCUUCCCGAUGCGAGAACGACUCGGCUCUAGCAGAAGAACUCUGAGGGAGUAUCUUGUCCUCGGUUGCCUGCUGAGACUCUUUGUAGGAUUGUUGUUUCAGACUGUUUAGGUUCGAUUUGGGCAGGGGUGCCCAUCUUUUUUUUGCCCACAUCUGUAUAUGUUUUACAUGUAAAUAUUAUCGUGUGUUUAUUUAAGAUGCCGCGUGAGACCAAAAUGCAGAAGAUAUAAGCUAGGUCCCUUAUUUACCUCAGCGUCAAACCCAGCAGAUCUGUACCGGAACUAUGCAAUCGUGACGUUUUUACGAGUAGGUUUAGGACUAGCGGACUAGCUGUUUUAUUUCAUUUCCACCUGGUCUCAUUUAGCUUUAUUGGUGGACGAGGGGCUACAGGCGUACAACCGUCGCGUGGCGUGAGAGACGGUGCUACUGUUCGCUGCUGGGGAGGGUAUAUUCACCUCUACUUUUGUACAGGCAACUCGGGUACUAACCAGGGUUCUUACACGACAUCGAAGACCCGGUCUUUUCCCAUUCAUUGUGCCCACUAGGGGGUGCCCAGUUGACCCGUUCUUUAAGGUAUUGAUGUGUUGCUCUUGUGCUUAUGGGCAGAGUUUAUUAUUUCGCUGCUCCUGUUGGCGACGCCACAGCAGACCUUUCCUUACGAAACCCACCUAUUGUUCCGGGCUGGGGUCCAGCCCUAAGGGUGCACUGAUGACCGAUGCAUGGCCCUCUAAUGGGGAACGGUGCUGAGUGUUCCUGAAGGAAGGUAACUGGGUCCAGACAUUCUUAAACUCUGGAUUCUGAAGACCGUUUAACUGGAUAACCCUAACCUUAACCCUAGCCCUAACCCCGCUCUCUGUUCCUAUCAGAUUAGCCAGUCAGUUGAAGUCUAGAACAUGACCAUAAGUUUACGGACUCUUGCUCUACAGUGAGCCAUGGAUCCCAGAAUGGUUGGUAGCUCUUUGGUGCGCGUCGGCUCCUCGUCUGGACAGUAGGGGUCGCCCUUCCGUAGCAGGGAUUACUUAGUGAAGGGACGAUACAGCGCCUACGAAAGACAAAAAUAUUGGGACGCUUGUAGCACUCGACUUUACCUGAAUUUAAUGAUGCUGUUUGUAUAUUUUGACGGACGAGACUUUUAACACUGUGAAGUGUUUCGAGUGUUUUUUAUUAUUUAAUUUUAUUUAUCAGGGUUUUUUCUGUUAUUGAAGGUUUGCUGAGGUUUUCAGUUUAUCUGCAUCAUUUUAAAAGAAAUAAUGUUUUAUUUUUUUAACUGUUGGAGGUUUUUACUGCGUUUCUGUGUGAAUCGUUUCUUUAUUUAUUGGGACUUUUGUUCAAAUUUUUUUCUGGUUUUAUUUUUACGCCUAAGGCGGCAGACGGCGCUAUUAUGAAAGAAUAACCGACCACCUCCUGAUUUCUUCUGUUUUUGCGUAUUUAGGAUAUUUACUUUUAUUUAGGAUGAGCACUAUAUUUGACAGAAGUAUUGGGACGCCACUUCUGAUUAGUGAAUUUAUUCGACAGUUCUGGAAUGAACCGGAACAUCAGCUGAGGAUUUGUUGAAUGGGCACAAAUUCCCACAGUUAUAAGUGAAAAGAUCACAGAAUUGGACGUUAAGCACCCUCAUGGUCAGGCGUCCAAAAAUUUCUGGCUGUAUAUGCACCAUGUUCCCAGAAAACUGGGGGUAAAGGUAGUUCAACGGUUAAGGUACUGGACUAGUUAUAAGAACUCUGCCAGUUCAAGCCUCACCACCAUAACCGAGUUGCCACUAUUGGGCCCCUGAGCGAGGCCCCUAACCCUCAGUUGCUUGAAUUGCAUUCAGUGAUAAAUAAAAGCGUCCAUCAAAAUGUUUUAUUAAUAUUUAUUUUGGAUUUAAAGGUAGCGUUAGAGGUUUGAAAUGAUCAUUACAGAUAAUUAAAUACUUUGAUGUUAUUUGUUUGUAUUAAUUAUUAAUUAAUUAAUAAUUUUAUUGAUCAUUUACUGCAAAUUCUUGAAGGAAAAGAAAGUUGUUUAAAAUUUAGUAAAACAUUAAU